AUGUCGAGCCGCCUCCACCUGGAAGAGGAUGCCUACGCGAUUGGCCGCGCUUGCAAGCGCCGCCCGAGCUCCAAGACCUCGGAAUGUGCAACCGUCCUCGACGAGGAGACGCCCCUUCUGGAGGCACACCCGAAAGACGUAGCCGAGACUGUUGCCCCCACAACGCCGGGUAGCAACAACAACAACGCCCCGUACCUGGGCGGCGUCUCCGUCACCCACCCGCUUCUGGCUGCUCUUCCUGCAGGUCAUGGCGUGCUCCUUCAUCGCCUGCUUCGACAGCACCAUCAUGGCCUCGAGCCACCCGGUCAUCACUGUCCUUACUUUGGCAGCAGCAACAGCGCCUCGUGGCUGUUGACCGCCUUUCUGCUGAAGUCGACCGGCUUCCAGCAUCUGCUCGAGGCGUACCGGGCGCAGGUGGUUAGCAGCUACGAGGUGGCGUUGAGGGUCACGUUUCUGGGGUGUGCGGUGCUGGCGGUCGUGAGUUGGUUGUUGGUCCUGCCGGUCAGGCUGCCGCGGUUGGGGAAGAAGUGA
Messenger RNA from Thermothielavioides terrestris NRRL 8126, 531 nucleotides. RefSeq lists its product as uncharacterized. The record is from RefSeq and is a predicted model, not a curated record. The coding region runs from base 1 to 531 and encodes 176 amino acids. NCBI's taxonomy places the organism in Eukaryota, Fungi, Ascomycota, Sordariomycetes, Sordariales, Chaetomiaceae. The transcript is spliced from 3 exons.